UGUUUCUAGUAAGUUUAUAUUUAUGUAUACUGGAUUAUCCAACACUAUCAUCCGACCACGUGUGAAAUAUUUCCACUAGUGAUUGUACUUAACACUAAAACGUUACAGUGAACAGCGUUUUCAGGUGAAUCAGAGAGCAGUCUUGUGUCAUCGCGAUACUCACGCUGACGUGCGCUCGUGACAUCACGUGACGACAUCGCACGGAAUGCUGGGAAACAAACAGUGGUAUGAAUAACACUUGGCGUAAACAUCCGUUACCUAUGUGUGCAAGAGUUCGUGGAGCGCAAGCAAACAACCAGUCCGGCAGACGCAGCGACCGUCUUCCACAGCUUUUAUAACCGUGCUCAGCUGAGCGAAGAGAUGUGACAGUCUGAGCAGCGAGAGCGGCGGGACUCUGGACUCGGGAAAGUGGCGCGUGUGUGUGAUUUAUGGGUCAGACAGGAGCGGUCUGAGAGAGGUUUAUUCUUCUGAUGUUGGGAUCGAGAGUAUGGCGUUCAUAAGCGAGCGACAGCUGACGUGCUUGCAUCUCAAGUCCUUGAAGUGGCUCGACUCCACAUCAGUCUUUCCGAGAUAAAUCACUAACGUUAGAUGGUAAAUCACUGGACUCUUUCCAGGGAAUCGUCGCUGAUCGCUUCGCCAGAGCAGCCCGGGUUGGGCAACGUGUAGCCUCCGUUCAAGGGUCAACAUUUUGGACUGGUCCAGUCGAUCAAUCCAGUGGAGUCAUAUGACGUCGGGAUGAAUCUGUGGAGCUCGGGGCCAGUGCAGGGGGUGCUGAAAGCCCUGAAGCACGCCGCGGGGAGAGGGCACGUCCAGCUGAGCCGCUGGUUGCAGCGGACCCCGGACUCACUGGACUGCGACAAGAUCGACAUCUUGAUCUGUAACGUGUUUGACGAGCGAGGGAACGGAGGGAGACCGGAGGCGGACCCCGCGGGUCACACCGAGCCCGUCGCGUCCUUCGCUCCCGAGUUCAGACACCCGUGCUGCAUCACCACCUGUUGCUUCAAGAGCGCCCUGCUGGCGUGCGUCCUGACAGCCGUGUGCUUCUCCUCGGUGGCUCUGGUCCGUCAGUACCUGAAGGACGUGCUGCUGUGGGUGGAGAGUUUGGACAGUUUCGUGGGAGCCCUGCUGUUCAUAGUGGGCUUGAUCACGGUGUCGUUCCCCUGCGGCUGGGGCUACAUCGUGCUGAACGUGGCCGCGGGGUAUCUGUACGGGUUUGUGUUGGGCAUGGGGCUGGUGAUGGUGGGGGUUUUGAUCGGGACUUUCAUCGCUCAUGUGGUGUGUAAGCGACUGCUGACGAACUGGGUUCUGGGUAAGAUCGGCAGCAGUGAACAGCUGAGUGCUGUUAUUCGGGUCGUGGAGGGGGGAAGUGGACUCAAAAUCGUGGCCUUAGCGAGACUCACGCCGAUCCCUUUCGGCCUCCAGAACGCGGUCUUCUCGAUCACAGAUGUGUCCUUGCCAAAUUAUUUAGUGGCUUCCUCAGUGGGACUUCUCCCAACACAACUCCUUAACUCGUAUCUGGGCACCACCCUGCGCACAAUGGAAGAUGUGAUUGCAGAACAGAGCGUCAGUGGAUACUUUGUGUUCAGUCUACAGAUCUUCAUCAGCAUAGGCCUGAUGUUUUAUGUUGUACAUCGAGCACAAGUGGAACUGAACGCCGCCAUUGCAGCCUGCCAGUUGGAGCUGGAGACGUCUUGCAUGAACGGCGGAGCGGCCAACCACAGCAGCUCGACCUACUGCAGCAAACGGGCUGCGGCGGGAGGGGGGAUCAACGUGGUCUGAAUGAACAUAUUUCAAUCCUUUAUCCAGCUGGACGGAUGGAGAUCUGCCUCGCCUGCGUCAGGGAGUCUCGGGAGCUGCUACAGUCCCAGCUAGCUCGCUAGCUCAGCUAGUUCUGGUUCUGAUGGAGGUCUGAUGUGGAUGUGGAGCGACACUGGACUGUCAGAGAGAUCAUCAGGCUUUGAUGGAAACAUUGCCCAAAGAUUGGGACCCAGGGCCAGUAUUAAAUGAGAAGUUUAUGAGA
Messenger RNA from Carassius carassius (crucian carp), 2020 nucleotides. RefSeq names its product transmembrane protein 64 (gene tmem64). NCBI's taxonomy places the organism in Eukaryota, Metazoa, Chordata, Actinopteri, Cypriniformes, Cyprinidae. The transcript has 3 exons. The coding region runs from base 736 to 1779 and encodes 347 amino acids. The record is from RefSeq and is a predicted model, not a curated record.